Cucurbitaria berberidis CBS 394.84 is the source of this 2376-nucleotide messenger RNA. RefSeq lists its product as uncharacterized. Bases 1 to 1998 code for a protein of 665 amino acids. The record is from RefSeq and is a predicted model, not a curated record. Lineage: Eukaryota; Fungi; Ascomycota; Dothideomycetes; Pleosporales; Cucurbitariaceae. The transcript has 3 exons.
AUGGAGUCCAAAAAUAUGGCAAGCCAGGACGGAAACAACAAGAGACCAUCGAAAGGUCUACGCCGGGCUUGCUGGGAGUGUAAGAGCAAAAGACCAAAGAUCCAAGGGAAUUCAAGCCCGACGGACAUGAGUUCUCAUCCCAGCUUGAAUAGCUCCGGGCCGGAUCGGGUAGAUCAAAACAGUACCUGCUCAAUACAUAUUGGUGAGAGGUUGUCCAAGCUUGAGCAACUCUUUGACCGAUUCGUGUGUCGCAAGAGCUCUACCAUGGGCGCAUCAUCAGAGGCUCCACCAAGUCCAACACUUGUUAGCUCUAGCGAUACGGAGUCCAAAUUUGGCCUGCCCGAGUUUUCGAGUGAUGCACAAAGCAUGUCGUCAAUAGGCAACGGAAUCCUGGGGGCCCAAACAUGGACUUCUGCACCUUCCAUCCGCACGCUCGUCUCACAGCCCGAGAGCGGACAGUCUUCGGGGAAUGACCAACUUCAUCGAUCUUUGACUGCUCUGUUGCCCUUGCAGCAUGAUGCAGACAUCAUUUUCGAGUCCUCCAACGGCUGGAUGAUUCUUGGGAACACCUACAGCGCGGCCAAAGAGAUUUGCGUCAACAGAGACCAACAGUCGUACGCUUUGGAUAUGCAGGCUGUCGCGCGAGAACGAUCCAUCAUCGUCGCCCGCACACUCCUCCAUUUAGCCAUAUGUAUCAACUCGCUUCCACCGGAGUUUGAUGAGGCUCGGUUGUCCAGCAUGUGGAACCUCGAAGCCACAAUGCAGAACUAUGUCGCCACGGUGACAUCUCUGGUCACUUCUUCGGACGAACAGAUGCUAACCCUCCAUGGACUUGAGACACUUUUGCUUCUCGCCCUUUACCACGUGAACAGCGCGUCACUUCGCCAGUCCUGGCUUAUCAUCCGACGAGGCAUGAACCUGGCUCACCUCAUGGGUUUCCAGCGCAUCAUCACACAACCAGAUACCGAACCGCCAAUUCCCGCCGUUUCUGAUGCCAAGAGAAUCUGGCGCACCUUUGUGGACAUGGAUAGAUACUUGGGUUUGCAUCUACGCCUCCCAUUUGCGGCAGAUGACUACCCGCUCGCCGACAACGCUGAGCUGCACCUUAUCCAUCGCUCGAGGACUAAUGCCAUAUCGCGGCAGGUAGCGGAACUUGACCGCGAAGUUUCACCACAGGCCUAUGCGGCGGCCCUCACCAUGGACGAGAAACUGGAGUCAAUCAUGAGAGAGAUGCCGAAAGACUUUUGGGAGGUGCCCAACAUUCCAUCGACAGCCCGAUCACCAGAGUCAUUCGCUUCACUGGAUCGACUGAUGGUACAGAUGUGGCACUUUGAGAUGAAGAUCUUCAUACACUUGCCCUAUCUUCUCAGGGCAUCGCAAGAAAGCCGUUACGAGUUCUCAAAGGUGACGGCUCUGCAGGCCAGUCGCAACGUUCUGAUGAGGUGGUUCGCUCUUCGGAACGCAUACAUUACACAAGCUUGCUGUCGCUUUGCUGAGAUUGGUGUGUUCAUCGCUGCUAUUACUCUGACGCUGGACAUUGUCAUCGAACUGGGUACAAAGGAAAAGAGCGAGGUGCAAAAGAGCAAGGGGACCGACUUCGCCAUGAUCUGCCGCCUCAUAGGCGAGAUGGAGAAGUUGGCCAAAGCAAGUCCCCGGGAAAAGAUUGCGGCCAGGACUGCUGUGGUUCUGAAGAAGAUAUUGUCGUCACUUGACCCGAGCAAGCAACCCGCUGGCAAGGCACGGCUAUGCAUUCCCUACUUUGGCACGGUCGAGCUCGAGUUCAAAAAGCCGCCGAGGAGGCCAGCGUUCGACAUCGACUCGGAUAUAUGCAAGAUGAUGAAUGCAACGGGUACUGGGCAGCACCUCCCGGUGUUCUCGUUCAUCAGCAAUGCACUUUGGCCACCUGUGGCUGGGGGCUCUGCCGACGAGUUUGAUUGGGACAUUGUACUGUUUGACGGGCUUGAAGAUCGGGAUACGGAGGGCAACUGGAUGUUCUGAUGGCGCUGUGAAUACCCUCGUGCCUUGAGGCUGGUAGAAAGGAAGGCGCUUGUACUGGGGCACGGUGAACGCUAGCGUGCAUAUGCGACGCGUUAGCAGCGCAGGAUCUCCUUUUUUUCUCUUCCUUUUUUGGGCAAGUGUAGCAUAGCGGCAAGGCAUGGAUACGUGGAGUUUGGCGCUUUGGAAGUUGGGCUUGUAAUGUUUUUUUGCGUGUUUAGUUUCCGUUUUGUGUCUUGUAGAAGAAGCACUUGAUAUCCCGGUUACGUGGCGAAGGAGGUGUGGUCAACUACUGUAUAUUGUUCGCUAUUGCGCGUAAACAGCAGACGAGUUCUUGGAUGAUAUUAAUAAUAAGAAUACAAUGAAUCCAGAAAAAACGCG